AUGGUCGGACGACGUAGGAGGACGUCCGACUCCACCACGGCAACCGUCGACCCCGAGGACAACGUUUACACCGAUGAGCUAAACGUACUCAAGAAGUUCGAUCCGCGCCUGGAACCCGACGACGCUACAUCUACGAUACAAACGUUCAUCCUUGAAGAUGCCACCAUCCACGACAAGCACGGCCAUCCUGCUGAACUCUUUACAGUCAGGACGAAAGGGCCCUUCACAAUUCGCGGCCGUUUGAAGAUAGACCAAGAGCAAAGCUCCAGAGCCAAAAACCCAGCCAUGAGAACCGCCCUGAUCGAAUCCAAGAAUAUUCGGAGGUACGCUAUAGGCGCUUUCGACUCAGAGAAUUCCGUCAGAUAUGGUGCGUGGGCAGGUGGGGGUACCGGCUGGUUUGAGAUAAGACCUCCAUCGGCCGAAUAUAAGCCAACACAUGAUCGAAUGAUCGAGGGUGUUGCCAUUUACUAUACCAUUAUGACGGCAAUUGAGGAGCAUGCGGAUGCCGUCGAGGAGUACGAAACUCAAACCAAGCCGGGCAAGAAAGGGUCCAAGAAGAAGGGAAGAAAAUCACCACCGAAAGCACUUACCAUACAAAGCUUGCUUCUAAAGUAUGCGGUGGCUAUGGGCGACGGGGCGACCCUUGAUGAGGUCGAGGCGCGUUGCGACAACCACGCACCAUUCUUAAUCUCGCAUUUCUAUGAAGACCGCGCAGCGUUCGAUUGGGAACCCACAAUAUUCUUCAAGUGGCUUGUUGAGCGCCACCCCGACAUCCAUUUGGAGGUGCAGAAGGCUCGGAAGAUGAAGCCACAAGGACAACCCACCAUCGAAGAAGUUCCAGAAGAGAUGGACAUCGUUGCCCCAGCGGACACAACAGACGAACCCCCUGCGCAGAAGGCUAUUUCGAAGCGCAGACAGCGGGACACCCCACAGGACACCGGCCUUGACAAUGAUGACGUUGAAGCUCACAACUCUGGCGCAUCCGGUUCUCGGCGAAGCAUCAGGUCGAGGUCGAGAGCCAAGACGAAGACACAAUCGCGGAGUCCGCCUCCAGUGGUCAUCGCGGCAGCACCUUCGCCGUCUCCUGAGCCGAUGGAUGUGGACGCAGCGCUACAAAACAUGUCUGUCUCGGAACCUUCGCAGAACCAGGAAGCCAGCGAACGCUCAAAUGUUGAUUUGAUUUUGGAGGGACUUGAGGAGCUUCGUCCAGAGCUGGAACCCCUCAGCAAAAAUUCUUUCCCCAAGGUUUCAUCGAAGCUGUACUACAAGUACAGCAUCAAGCACUAUCUUGGUUCAGCGGAGAUACUGAAAUAUUACGCCAGGGAACUGGUGGAGCGUCUGGACCAAAGCGUAUGGGGAGAUUCCAAGUUUUGGGACACGCUGCAAGAAAACGCUCAUGGACCUCGCAUCACGCUUGAGCACGUUACUAUGGAAAACAUCCCAGGCAGCCUGAUCCGGCGAAAAGCCAAGACUACAAACACAAAGCCUGAGACGAAUGGAGCUGGCACAGCGGCAUUUGCAACGCCCCCGCCAAAGCGUGCCGGACGUCCCGCAGGCAAGAUGUCGGCUUUACGUCUGGUCGGCAGUAAGGGAAGUAAACGACGCUUCGAUUCGACGGAAGACACCCCCGACACAGUUUCCCGAGGGUCCAAAGCGGCAAAGACAUCGCACACCUACGACUCGGAAGAGAACAGCAUGGAAGCCAGCAGCUCCGGUGAUAGCGACAAUGAGUCUGAGGUUGACACGGCUGAAUCUCCCGCCGCGUUGAAGGUGGUUGUCCGGGCGGAGAUUCUCCCUACAACUGAUGCCAAGGGGCCCAAUGGCACCUGGGUUUGCGACGAAGAAGAUUGCGGGUUCGUUGUUCGUAACCCUGAUCAGGACGAGGGCCGGGAAAGAAUUCAAGACCACAUCCAGGAGGCGCACUACAAGGACGAGAACCGGGACGCGCGCAUCGACUUGGCAGUGACCGAGGGUGUUAAGAACCACCUUCCUAUUGACCACUUGCUCGAGAAGAUCCGCCAGAUGGGACAGAAGGUUAUGGACGAUGAGGAGCUGUCGGUCGAUCGGGUCUCCGUGCCUCAGCCGAUCAAAAGACGACUGAUAUCCUAG
Colletotrichum chrysophilum is the source of this 2109-nucleotide messenger RNA. RefSeq lists its product as uncharacterized. The record is from RefSeq and is a predicted model, not a curated record. The transcript is spliced from 5 exons. Lineage: Eukaryota; Fungi; Ascomycota; Sordariomycetes; Glomerellales; Glomerellaceae. The coding region runs from base 1 to 2109 and encodes 702 amino acids.